This is a messenger RNA of Dendronephthya gigantea, 3257 nucleotides long. RefSeq names its product disco-interacting protein 2-like. Lineage: Eukaryota; Metazoa; Cnidaria; Anthozoa; Malacalcyonacea; Nephtheidae. The transcript has 32 exons. The record is from RefSeq and is a predicted model, not a curated record. The coding region runs from base 122 to 3241 and encodes 1039 amino acids.
AUGUCAAAAAUAUUUUGGUCCGAAGCAAACAAUUGAGGAUGUGGAUAAAACGAUAUUACUUUAGAUUUUAUUGUAAAAGAUUAUAGCGCUGUUUGGCGGCAGAGAGCCUUCGCUUUUUGUUAUGGCGGAAAGAGACUAUUCUUCCUACCCUUCUAGCCUUGUGGAGGAAUUAAAAGCAUUAGAUUUGGAGUUGGAAGAAGGUGACAUUACCCAGAAAGGAUAUGAGAAAAAAAAGGCAAAAUUAUUGGCCAGGCUUCCUCAAGCACCACCGCCUGUGGAACCACGACCCAAACCUCGACCUGAGCAAAGACCAGAACAAAUUCCUUUUAGUCCUGGUUCAGACUCCCCAUAUCACCCUCUUCCUGUAUUGCGUGUUGAGGUGGUACAGGCUGCUUUAGCUCAACGAAAGUCUCAGAUAGAGUCACAUGGGCCUUCACCUUUUAAACGACAGUCCUUAAGACAAAAAGGGCCGACUGAACUACAAGAAGUUGACAUUCCACUUCCUGAUUAUGAUGGGGCAGACAAUUUAACUAGCGCAGAGAUGCAAGCAAGCAACGAAGCACCACAUAAAUACAGACUAAAAGUAGAAGACACAUCGAUUCCAAGUGUUUUGAAAGCCACACCUAAACAAGAAGAAGAGGUUGUUGUGGCCCAACCGGUUGUUGAAGCUGAUCGUUCCAAAGCAGGGGCAAAACGAAGAAGUCAGAUGCAAGUGGUAUCAAUAAGACUCGAUUCAGACUCUGACUCCAGUACUGGACCAUCUUCUCCAGGAAAGGUCUCCUCCAAAAUCCAACAGCUGUUAAACACAUUGAGGAGACCAAAGCGCAAGCCUUUGGAGCAAUUCUUUACAGAUGAUUAUGAUGUUGUUGAAGAACCAAAGCUUGACCCAGGUGCCCCGAAACCUGAAGGAACGACAACAAAACCAUCCAUAGGCGAUCCACUCCAACAACUUGCCCAAUGGGGUAAUAGUUUGGAAGAAGCUUUAUACCGUUAUGGGACAAGCCAUCAUAAAGCUGCUGCCAUAUCAACCAUCGACAACCAUUGUAAAACAUCUUAUACGCUAUCAUAUGGGAAAUUGUUAAGCAAGGCACAAAAAAUAGCCUUCACCCUUUUAAACAAGGUUGGCAAUCCUAGAGAGGGAACUUCAAUAAUGAUGGGAGACCGGGUGGCAUUAAUAUAUCAUCCAGAUGAUAUAGUCGGCUUUUCCACAGCAUUCUAUGGUUGUUUACUGGCUGGUAUCACCCCAGUUGCUGUUGUACCACCAAAAUCAAAAGAUGAUCCAGGUGGGCAACAGAUAGGAUUCCUUCUUGGCAGCUGUGGUGUCACGUGGGUUCUUACCACUGAAAUGUGCUUCAAAACUUUACCAAAGGAUGAUACUGGGAAUGUGGUACAUUUUAAAGGUUGGCCAAGCAUUCGUUGGUAUUAUACCGAGAAACUUGGCAAACCACCAAAAGAUUGGCGGCCACCAUCAAGUCUGGAUCGUGCGUCACCAGCUUAUAUUGAGUCAACGACAGGCAAAGAUGGUUCCGCCCUUGGCGUGUCCGUCACUCGUUCAAACAUGUUGACUCAUUGUCAAAUGGUGACCCAGGCUUGUUCAUAUACUGCUGGUGAGGUUAUGGUCAGUGUGUUAGAUUUCAAACGAGAAGUUGGUUUAUGGCAUUCUGUUUUAACAAGCGUUUACAACGGAAUGCACGUGAUCUUUGUUCCUGGAAGUGUUCUGAAAGCUAACCCCGCCAUGUGGUUGCAGGUUGUCACAAAACAAAGAGCAACGUGUGCUCUGGUGUCAUCUCGCGACUUACACUGGUCUCUUCAUGCGACGAAAGAAAUCAAGGAUGUCAAUCUUAGUUCACUCAGAAUGCUGCUCUUAGCAGACAGAGCUAAUCCCUGGUCACUUUCAGCGUGUGAUGCAUUUAUAAGUGCGUUUGAAAUGAAAGGACUGAAAUCAGAGUCUCUCUGUCCUUGUGCGAGCUCAUCUGAAACACUGACUGUCGCUAUCAGACGACCAGGAAAGCCAGGAUCGACUGCAACGGGACGUGGUGUGCUGUCUCUGAAUGGUUUGAGUUAUGGCGUGGUCAGAGUGGAUAAGGAAGGUUCUGUUACCUCGUUGACAUUACAAGAUUGUGGUACGGUCCCCCCUGGAGUGAAAAUUGUGGUGGUGAAACCCGAAGGACCUCCGAAGCUCUGCAAAACAGAUGAAGUCGGUGAGCUGUGUGUUGCCAGUGGUACAGUUGGCAGUGCUUAUUUUGGUCUUGUUGGAAAAACCAACUACACAUUCAAGGUUCAACCUCUCGGUGCAGAUGGUGGUCCAGUAGAACAAUAUUCCCACUACUCUGAAUAUGUUCGUACCGGCUUACUCGGCUUCCUUGGACCAGGUGGUUUGGUAUUUAUAUGUGGUACUGUCGAUGGUCUUAUCAAAGUGUCUGGUAGACGACAUAACGCAGAUGAUCUUAAGGCGACUAUUCUGGCUGUAGAUCCUAUUAAAUUUGUCUAUAGAGGAAGAAUUGCGAUAUUUGCAAUAGAUGUUUUACGCGAAGAGCGAAUCGUUGUCGUCGCAGAACAAAGACCAGAUUGUACAGAAGACGAGGCGUUUCAGUGGAUGAGUCAUGUUAUCCCUGCUGUCGACAGCAUUCAUAGCGUUGGCAUUUAUUGUUUGUGUCUGUUAAGCCCGGGAGGUCUACCAAAGACCUCGACUGGUUAUGUUCAUAUAUUUGAGACAAAACAAAGAUUCCUAGACGGCUCCUUGCAUCCAUCGAAUGUCCUCAUGUGUCCCCACUCAUGCGUGACUAACCUUCCCAAACCUCGAGGAAAACACCAAGAACCUGGUCCAGGGGCUGUGAUGGUUGGAAAUCUGCUACGUGGAACAAGGAUUGGAGAGGCAUCUGGCAGAGAGAUUGGCGAAAUAACAGAUGCGGAUAAAAGGUUCCAAUUUCUUUCAGAAGUUUUGCGAUGGAGAGCUCAGUCGACACCAGAUCAUAUCCUUUACUCAUUGUUAAAUACUAAAGGAGGACUGGCGUCCACAUUGAAUUGUGUUCAGCUUCAUAAACGCGCAGAAAGAGUAGCUCAGAUGGCAAUGGAAUGCGGUGAUCUCAGCUCAGGAGAUCGUAUAGCCUGGUUUAUCCUCCAGGAAUUGAUCUGGUCGUUGCUGUAUACGCUUGCUUGUAUGCGGGUCUUAUUCCAAUCCCUAUUCGACCACCCUAUCCAAAGAACGUGGCGACGACUCUCCCAACUUUGCGUAUGGUGAUCGAAGUGAGCCAAGC